Molecule: messenger RNA, 707 nt
Organism: Populus nigra (black poplar)
Lineage: Eukaryota; Viridiplantae; Streptophyta; Magnoliopsida; Malpighiales; Salicaceae
Product: organ-specific protein P4-like
Exons: 2
Coding region: 58-477 (139 amino acids)
Source: RefSeq, a predicted model, not a curated record
GCGACCUCCAUACAAUCAAACAAUUUUAGAAGGAUCUGUUUAAUUUGGGAAGAAAACAUGAAAUCCUCCUUCGCUUUCUUCGUUCUUUUCUCACUCUUUUCGCAGUUUGCUGACGUUAUCGGUGCUAGAAAAGACACUGGAGAGUAUUGGAGAGCUGUCAUGAAAGAUCAGCCCAUGCCAGAAGCAAUACAAGGCCUUAUUCGCGAAACCACAAUAUUGUCAUCAGUCUCCAAUGAGAAAGCCGAUUGCCACACAACCGAGUCCAAUGAAAAGAAUAAUUUUGUCAAGGAUUUUGGCCCCCAGCCUAGUGUUACAUCUUAUGACAAUGGUAUAAAACCAGCAAAAGAUAAGUCCUUCUCGAAAGAUUUCCGCCCAAACACUCAGUUGUUCCUUUACAAUGAUGGUGUCGUUAAAGGAGAGAGAUCAUUUGCUGAGGAUUUUGAGCCGAGGCCUAGUGUUACUGCUUAUAGCAACUAAUUAGCCAGACAAAGUUGCUUGUUGAUGUGCUCAUGGUCUCUUAAUUACGAUGGAGCAGAAGUGACUUUAGCUAAGCCCGCUAUGGUUUGUGACAUGCUUAAAUAAAGGUUUCCCUUAAUUAGGGGGGCUUAAUUAUAAGCGAGCUAGCGUGUGUUUAAUUAAGCAAUGUAAGAUGUUUUUUCUUCAUGUAAUAUUGCUAUAGGAAGUUUAUGAGAAUUUCCCCGUUUUAA